AUGGUCAAGGCGAACUUCUCGACUUGGGCAUCUGCCCUCUGCUUGUUAUCUCUCUCUGGAGGCGUUGCGGCCCUUCCUGCAGCAGCCAAGGGAGAGUGUAAGGCAGACCUCAAGGGCCUCCUGACGGAUCCAGCCCGCCACUGGGCUGCGAAUACAACCGUCUCAUUCCCUGGAGACACCACCUUUGCUAAUGCCACAGAGCGUUGGUCCAUCUUUAAUGCACCGACAUACAGUGCCGCCGUGAGCCCUGGAACAGAGGCGGAUGUUAGCAAAGUGAUCAACCUUGCUAGAACGAAUGGAAUUCCCUUCAUGGCUCGCAGCGGUGGCCAUGGAUAUGCGGCUAGUUUCGGCAAAUUACAGAACGGCUUAUCCCUUGACAUGAGCAAGUUCAACACUGUUAAUAUUGACUCAAAAGCCCGGACAUUGACUGUUGGCCCUGGUGCCCGCUAUCGUGAUAUUCUUGACCCCUUGUACAACGCUGGAUUCUACGUCCAAACUGGCAGCUGCUCAUGUCCUUCUGUCAUUGGUGUUGCCAUUGGCGGUGGUGUUGGACGUCUGAUGGGCGAGCUUGGCCUGACUGCUGACGCCUUGACAUCCGUCCGUCUGGUCGGAGCUGAUGGAAUUGCCAAGACGGUAUCGGCCACUUCCUACCCGGACUUGUGGUGGGCUAUCCGCGGUGCAGGUGCAAACUUCGGUGUCAUCACGUCUGCAACUUUCGAAGUCCAGACGCUGGCCAGCAACAACAACGGCAAUGUCUUCAUGGUCGACUUCUAUCUUCCCAAGGAGAGAAGCUUGGAGUACUUCCAGCUCAUUGAGAAGAACUACAGCCCCAUGCCUCCCAACUUGGCUGCUGUCAUAGUGCUCAACUGGAACAGCACUCUCAAUGUUGUAAUCGGUUCUGAUUGGAUCUUUUAUGGCACAGAGGCAGACGCCCGCAAGGCCCUGGCUCCAAUUCUUGCAUUCGGCGCCCAAUACAUCACUGCUAUUCUGCCGUGGAACAAGAUCAUUGCUUAUAGUGGAGCUGGCUAUGACCCGGAAAACUGCCUGCCCAACAAGCCGCGAAACAGCUUUUCUCUCAACCAAAAGGUCUAUAGCGCAGCUGGCUGGCAGAAAGGCUUUGAAACCAUCACAGACUUCUUUGAGAAGAAUCCUGGUGGUCGCGCUAGCCAGAUUAUGUUGGAGCUCUUUGGCAACAAGGCGACUGCUGCUGUUCCUGCAAGCGAGACCUGUUGGCCAUGGAGAGAUGUCUGGGGCUUUUUCCAAGCUCAGUUUGUCUACGACGCCGGAGACAGCGCAACGCAAAAUGCAGCAAACAACUACGGAGCUCAAAUUCGCUCGCAGUACGCCCCGUACACUGGCUACAGCAAGCCAACUAUUUUCGUCAACUAUGCUCGAGGUGACGAGCCCAUUGAGAACGUAUUUGGUGCAGACAAGCUGCCUCGGCUGGCUCAGCUGAAGCACAAGUACGAUCCGUCAAACCUCUUUGCUUAUGGUCAUCCUCUGCCCCAGCACUAUCCUUGA
Trichoderma atroviride IMI 206040 is the source of this 1521-nucleotide messenger RNA. Lineage: Eukaryota; Fungi; Ascomycota; Sordariomycetes; Hypocreales; Hypocreaceae. The record is from RefSeq and is a predicted model, not a curated record.